Molecule: messenger RNA, 1954 nt
Organism: Ruditapes philippinarum (Manila clam)
Lineage: Eukaryota; Metazoa; Mollusca; Bivalvia; Venerida; Veneridae
Product: RNA binding protein fox-1 homolog 2-like
Exons: 12
Coding region: 408-1469 (353 amino acids)
Biological process (GO): regulation of alternative mRNA splicing, via spliceosome; nervous system development
Cellular component (GO): nucleus; cytoplasm
Molecular function (GO): mRNA binding
Source: RefSeq, a predicted model, not a curated record
CUAGAAAAUCGACAACACAAAUUUCGGGUAGAACUAAACAUAGGUGAAGUAAAUAGAUUUUCGGAUGACAAAUUUGUUUUUCAUAUAAAUUGACAUUUUGUAUAUGCCAUGUUUAAAUGAUUGACAUAAACAACAAUUUGUGAUUCACACAAAUUUUCACAGUUUUUCUUUAAAAUUAAAAUGCAUGUCAAUGGAAUGACUGUUAUUUCUAACGGUUUAGGAAUGGGAACUUUUCAAGUAAUCGGUGUUCAAUCUUACCCACAAAAGAUGGUACAAGCGGACAAUAUUUCAGAGAUGAAGGUUUUAGCAGUAAAAAAUGAUGUUACAGAAUCUUCCACGGAAGCUAACAAAGAAAACGAGAUUGAAAGGGGCGUUUUGAACUCAGCUGGAUUGAGAAGGACAAGCACAUGGUGCAGAAUCAACUACCCCCGACAUACCAGUAUGCUCAAACCCCUGGGCUUGAAGAGUAUCAACCAGUCAUGGUACAGACCCCAGUAUCUUCACUUCCAGCCGAGUUCAAAAGCGACCAGUCAGUGUUCACAACAACAGCUAUCACCUCGGUGACAGCCAAUGGGGGCGUAGAGCAGCAGACGGUAAGAGCCAGGGGAAACUUAAAUCAGACAGAUCUUGUGGAGGGAGAAGCAGUACCACAGCAACAGAGCCCUACAGAAGCCGGUUCCAAAGUGGAAGCCGUAUCACCUGGUGCAGCACAAGGACCAAAGAGAUUGCAUGUGUCAAAUAUACCCUUCAGAUUUAGAGAAGCAGAUUUACGGAAUUUAUUAGGGCAAUUUGGGCCUAUCUUAGAUGUAGAAAUCAUUUUCAAUGAAAGAGGUUCUAAGGGAUUUGGUUUCGUAACUUUCCAAAAUAGCGUGGACGCUGACAGAGCACGAGAGAAACUGAACGGUACAGUGGUUGAGGGACGCAAAGUUGAGGUCAACAAUGCUACUGCUCGUGUAAUGACCAAAAAAACUGCUGUUGCACCUACUAUCCCAAAUGUUAUAUCGCCAGUAUCUGCAGCGGCGCUGCGAGGUGUUGCGUUGACACGAGGGAGAGCUACGGCCCUGGCGGCACGUGGAAUGUACAACGCAGCAGCAGCAGCUCAACUUCAAGCUGCCGCACUCAGACAACCAACUCCUAUUCAAACUGCCACAGCUUUGCCAUAUGCUACACAGAGGCUACAUAUGCAGUAUGCAGCAAUGGACCCAGCAUUAUUAGGCGCAUACGCUGCAGCAGAUAGGUACCAGCUAGUCACAUCACAGCCAAUGACGGGAGGGAUUCCUCUGUCAGCAGCAAGAUAUGCAGUCCCUGCAAUAGCUGGUUCUGGAGUGACAUACGCAGCUGCAGGUUACACUGGUCGUGAACUAGCUGCAGCAACGACAGAUCCUCUUCUUGGGCACAGUAUUGGACCAGUUCCCGGAUAUGGGGCUACAGUUUAUAGAGGUGCAUACCAGAGGUUUACUCCAUACUGAUUGGCUGGCACAAGUCAUAUGUUUGAUCUAAUUGACCGAUAGAAUUCUCCUAUUUUGGUCAUUUGAUCUAAAGAUCUGUGAUGGAUGGAGGAACAAAAAAAUGCUGCGAAAGUGAAGCUCAUUGACUUCCAUAAAAAACAAAUCUUUCGCACCCUACUCAAGUAUUAUUACAGAGAUUUGAAAAGACGUGCACAGUGCAAUUACAGUUUUUUCUUUUUAAACAGUGCUGAAUCGGUGCUCUGAUGUCCUUAUUAUAAUUUAUUAACAUUGUUACGAGGCACUGUUUAUUGAGAUUUUAUGAAGAUACACAAAAAAAUAGCUGCCAUGUAUUGAAUGAACCCAUUGAUACGCAAACAUUUUCUGUUGAAAUAAGCCGUCUGAUUGUACAUAUUUAUAUAGGUCUGUAGCAAUAAUCAAAAUACUGGGCAAAAUUUACAUGUACUGGUUGCAUGUAUUUUUGUUUAACAGGGAGAAAAACAUUUAAA